Sciurus carolinensis (gray squirrel) is the source of this 354-nucleotide messenger RNA. Its product is annotated as V-type proton ATPase subunit G 2-like. The coding region runs from base 1 to 354 and encodes 117 amino acids. Gene Ontology annotation, biological process: proton transmembrane transport. Gene Ontology annotation, molecular function: proton-transporting ATPase activity, rotational mechanism. The transcript has a single exon. Lineage: Eukaryota; Metazoa; Chordata; Mammalia; Rodentia; Sciuridae. Gene Ontology annotation, cellular component: vacuolar proton-transporting V-type ATPase complex. The record is from RefSeq and is a predicted model, not a curated record.
AUGGCCAGUCAGUCCCAGGGAAUCCAGCAGCUCCUGCAAGCUGAGAAGCAGGUUGCUGAGGUGGCAGAUGCCAGAAAGAGGAAUGCCCAGAGAGUGAAGCAGGCAAAGGAGGAAGCACAGAUGGAGGUGGAGCAAUACCGCCGAGAUCGAGAGCCGGAAUUCCAGAACAAGCAGCAGGCGGCCAUGGGCUCCCAGGGUAACCUGUCAGCCGAACUGGAGCAGGCCACAAGGCGCCAGGUACAGGGCAUGCAGAGCUCCCAGCAGAGAAACCAGGAGUGCAACCCUGCCCACCUUCUUAGCAUGGUCUGCGAUGUUAGGCCCCAGGUUCACCCCAACUAUCGGAUCACUGCGUAG